CAAAAGCUCCAUACCUUGACAGCUGCUAUCAAAAUAAUGAUCAGCUGCCUCGGUGAAGAUCCAACACGUGAGGGACUAUUGGAUACUCCUCAGCGUUAUGCCAAAGCACUUCUCUCUUUCACCGAAGGAUAUCACAUGAAGGUUGCUAAUGUGAUCAACAAUGCCAUUUUCCACGUAGAUGAAGGUAGUGAUAUGGUAAUUGUGAAGGAUAUUGAAGUCUUCAGUCUUUGCGAGCACCACCUGGUGCCAUUUAUGGGGAAGAUACAUGUUGGAUAUCUUCCCGACGGACGGGUUAUUGGGCUUUCGAAGAUUGCAAGAAUUGUGGAGGUUUUCGCUCGCAGGUUGCAGGUUCAAGAGCGUUUGACAAGGCAGGUUGCAUUAGCAAUCGAGGAAGUGCUGAAGCCACAUGGAGUAGCUGUUGUUAUGGAGUCGAGUCAUCUUUGUAUGAUUAUGAGAGGAGUUCAGAAGACGAAUUCAUCGACGACGACAAGGUGCAUGCUGGGGUCUUUCAACCAUGAGGCUGAUCUGAGGAAGGAAUUUCUUUCUUUGUUGAGAGCGAGAUAA
Messenger RNA from Mollisia scopiformis, 564 nucleotides. RefSeq names its product GTP cyclohydrolase I. NCBI's taxonomy places the organism in Eukaryota, Fungi, Ascomycota, Leotiomycetes, Helotiales, Mollisiaceae. Gene Ontology annotation, cellular component: cytoplasm. The annotation marks the transcript as partial. The record is from RefSeq and is a predicted model, not a curated record. Gene Ontology annotation, molecular function: GTP cyclohydrolase I activity; zinc ion binding; GTP binding. Gene Ontology annotation, biological process: tetrahydrobiopterin biosynthetic process; tetrahydrofolate biosynthetic process. The transcript has 2 exons.